GGACUGACAAGCAUUGCUAUUUUAUUAAGUUACACAUUGCAAAUUGAAGAGUUACCGCCACAAUGUCGAUCGGAAAGUACAUUCCCGCUAUAAUCGUGGUGGGCAUUGGUUUGACCUUCUACAGACUUCUGGGAUUGGGUGAUUAUUUCGUCGAACUCAUCAAGGCCAAAGAGUUACAGAAGGAAUAUGAUUAUAUCAUAGUUGGUGGGGGAACAGCGGGGGCGGUACUUGCAGCUCGCCUGGCAGACAACAAGGACUUCAACAUUUUAUUGGUGGAAGCGGGCAGCAACCCCUCCUCCAACCCUCUCGUCGACAUACCUCUCAUGGCGGACAGCAUUAGAACGCCUCAGUUGGACUGGCACCACAAAACUGUUCCUCAGAAGUUUGCUUGCAAAGGGCAUGUGGAUCAGAGCGCCAUUAUCCAUUCUGGAAAGGGCCUUGGCGGGACGAGCAACAUAAACUACAUGCAGUACCUGAGAGGAAGCAGGUAUGAUUACGACGGCUGGGCGUUGAACGGGGCUGCUGGUUGGGCCUACAAAGAUGUUCUGCCCUACUUCAUCAAGUCAGAAGAUCAACAGAAUGGAGAGUUUGUCAGGACGGUGUUCCACGGGUUUGGAGGUCGACUGGCAGUGAAGGACGUUGGACCGACCACCAUGAACCAGAUCAUGGGACUCUGUUUCAAAGAAAUCUCGCUGAAGAAGAGAGACUUGAACGGGAAAAAUCAGUUCGGUUGGGGUCCGACGCAAGCCACAAUAAGGAAUGGAGUGAGGUGGAGCACGUUCAAAGCCUACUUGAAACGUUACAUGAACGCGCCAAACCUGCAUGUUGUUACUGACACUUUUGCUGAGAAGAUUUUGUUUGAGGGUAAACGAGCGGACAGUAUCGUCCUGAAACACGAAAAAAAGACGGAAGUUGUGAAAGCUAAAAAAGAAAUUAUCCUAACAGCCGGAACCGUGGGUACGACUAAACUCCUCCUCUUGUCUGGGGUCGGUCCCAAGACUCACCUUCAAAAACUCAAGAUUCCAGUUGUGGCAGAUCUGCCAGUGGGAGAGAACCUUCAGGAUCAGGUGGUUGGAGAUGGCAUCGAGUACUACACCCCCUACCCCGGCGUCAGCAUCACCAUCAACAUGGCCGACAGUCUGCUCUCAUCUUGGGCCUACUCGCUCUUCGGCACUGAGGUCACUACUUCUCUCGCAGGUAUGAAAUCAAGUCCAAGAUUCAGAGAGGCCACCGCCUACAUCCGCCUCCGCCACCAGCCUCCGAACAUCAAGUACCCCCUGUUGGCACUCCACAUCGCUGCCAACCCCCAAGCUUAUGAAGCCACCUCAAAACUCCACACUGCUCAUGAUCUUUUUCAGACCUGGGCAGAGAUCCACGGCAAACCACUUUCCCGCGAAGGAUUCACCAUCUUUCCAGUUUUGCUGCACCCAAGAAGUAGAGGGACCAUUCGUCUGAACACUACCAAUCCCGAAGAUCCACCUCUCAUUGACCCCAACUAUCUGUCAGAAGAAAUUGAUAUUAAAAUUUUGACUGAAGGGUUUCAGUUUGCCCGUCGUCUCCUGCACACUCAAGUCAUGAAGGACUGGGAGUUCAAACUGACCAACAGACUGCUUCCUGAAUGCCAGAAGUAUGGAAAUUAUACAAACGCCUACGUGGAAUGUCACCUUCGUCACAUCACUAUUCCCGGGGGCAACCUUGUGGGGACGUGCAAGAUGGGAGCUCUCAAUGACCCCAGAGCCGUGGUCGACCCCAUUUUGAGAGUUCGAGGAUUGAAAGGAUUAAGAGUGGCUGACGCCUCCAUCAUACCGACCUCCAUGAGCGCUGACACCUACGCCACACAAGUCAUGAUCGCCGAGAAGGCUGCUGAUUUCAUCCUCGAGAAAGAUACGGUUAGAUCAAUAAAGGAAUACUUCAAACAUCUGAUCGAGUCCCGCCACAAAAAAAUAAUGGACGACGAAGAGGCUGAAGAAGCUCACACUGCUAAGAAGUCGUAACAGACCGACUUCGAGAAAAAUUUUCAAAUAAAAUCAAAUUAAUAAAAUAUUAUGAUGUUUAUUUCGAUGUGUAUGUACAUCAUCAAAUUUCUACAAUGAAAUUUAAAGUGAUACGCAUUCAAUUUCUAAAUUUUCGCUGAUAAAUAUCUCAUUCUCUUAAAAUUAGGAGUCUUAAAGUCUCAAUGGUUUAGUUUAUCCGGUAGUUUUUAUUUACUAAUUUUAAAUUAAAAUCGAGGAUUUAAGUUAAAUUUAUUUAAAGUUCGAUAGUUUUUUUUAGUUUAAUAUUCUUUAUAAUCUAGUUUUAUAAAUUUCUCUUCAAAUUGGACAGAUAUCUUUUUUCAAAUUUUCAUCCUGCAUUCAUUCAUUCAUUGUAUGUAGCACUGUUGUCGGAUUUUUCGAAUUAAAUUCUCCCCAUAAAAAAAAAUCAUAACAAUUAGCAUCAUAAUAAUGAUAUGGUUUGUUAGUUCAAUUUUCAUAUAUUUAGUCAAAAUUUUUAAAUCAAUUCCUCUGUCUAGAAUUCGGAAAUAUUGUAGCGUACGAAUUGCAACUUUUACAUUUAAAUUUCCCUUGUUAAACGAUUUAUGUAUUGUUUUUUUUUCUAUAAUUUUCUUAAUUUUACAAGGUUGAUAGCUCAACAUAAUUCUCCGCGUCAAUCUGCAAUAGUCAUUUUUAAGUGCAAUCACAUAACGUGACAUAACUUAAACACACACAACCUGGCACAAUAAUCACCACAUAACAUAACUUAAUAAUACAUAACAUUGCAGACAACCGGACUCAACCACACAUAGCGGCAUCUCACUCUCUUUCUCUCUCUCCACUCACACACACACAAACACAAGCGGCACGUUUUUUCCCUUCAGAUUGAUAUUAUCAAAUAAUAAAUAUUAUUUCAGUG
Messenger RNA from Helobdella robusta, 2889 nucleotides. RefSeq lists its product as hypothetical. The record is from RefSeq and is a predicted model, not a curated record. Gene Ontology annotation, molecular function: oxidoreductase activity, acting on CH-OH group of donors; flavin adenine dinucleotide binding. Lineage: Eukaryota; Metazoa; Annelida; Clitellata; Rhynchobdellida; Glossiphoniidae. The coding region runs from base 63 to 1994 and encodes 643 amino acids. The transcript is spliced from 14 exons.